Messenger RNA from Ceraceosorus guamensis, 735 nucleotides. RefSeq lists its product as hypothetical. The record is from RefSeq and is a predicted model, not a curated record. Lineage: Eukaryota; Fungi; Basidiomycota; Exobasidiomycetes; Ceraceosorales; Ceraceosoraceae. Bases 1 to 735 code for a protein of 244 amino acids. The transcript is spliced from 2 exons.
AUGAAGCUCGAUCAAUUCGCCAUUGCAAUUACCGCCGCCCUGCUGAUGCUCAGCUCAUCAGCUGUCGCAUCGCCUCUCGACACCUCGAAGCUCACCGUGCGGCAAGCCAAGCACGAGCAGUGUCUAGCCAACAAUGCGCAGAAUCGUGCUCAUCAGCUCAAGCAGAUGAGAGAUUCGGGUCUCAUUCCAGAAGCGCUACCCGAAUUCGAUCCAAAGACGGUCAUCACCCAGUCCUUUUCCGGCAGAUUCUACGAGACGGGAGAUGGUGUCAAUCCGCUCACUCAGACGCUCUUUGCGCCUGCCGUAUACUUUCCGCCGGCCCGCGGUGCCGAUAGAGACACGAAGUACACCCUCAUCAUCAACGACAUCGAUGCUCCCCCUCCUCUUGGCAUUCCUUCCUUCCUCCAUUGGUUCAGAAGAGGUCUUUCGGCUUCAUGCGGCCGUCCAGCUUCCCAAUCAGGAGAAGAUGUGAGAUUCUACUUUCCCGCCACGCCCCCUCCCAACCUAAGCAACCCAGCCGGUCACAGGUACACCGUCAGCGUAUUCCGCGAGCCUGCUUCCGGUUACAAUCCCUCGCAGCUCGAGUAUCUGCUCAAGUUGGUUAGCUUCGAUGUGCGCGACUUUAUCCAACGCACCGGUGCGGAGCUGGUAGCGGCAAGCUACUACACUGCCGCCAUCCCUGCCGAGGACGGCCUCCUCAGCCCUGUUCUACCCAAAUUGGGUGGUGUACUCUAA